GCCAAUGUGCUCACUUGGACAGGAAGAGAAAGCUAGUCCGUCUAUGCCAGUGUAAAUUGGGUACGGGUCUGUUUACACUGGGGGAAACCAAUGUCUCACGGUCUUCCAGAGCAGAAAUCAGGGUCGGGUCUGUCGACACUGGCGGAAAUCGGAUGCAGCGCCCCAGCCACUGGUCUGAGAACACAAUCCCAGGUCCGCAGGCUUGGUGAGAACAAAAAGUAAAAGCAAACGCCCCGCCACCACCUUGCCUUGCUUCGGAGGGAGGAGCCCUGCGCCCCCGCCCCCAUUACCGCCCAGGUGAGGGCACCUGCGCGCUGGGCGCGCCUGCGGGAGGUCGGACAAAGGCGGCGCCAGCAUGGCUCUCAGCGCGGCCGACAAAGGCUCCGGCACCAAGCCCCUGGAACCACUAGUCUGCUGUCUUUGUGGACUGUGUACUCUGAAUAGCCCACACGACUGGACCCAUACGGAUCUGGAAUCCCUUGACAUGUAUAUCCAGAACACACUGUCUGCCCUCUACCCACCUUUUGAGGCCACGGCAGCCACUGUACUCUGGCAGCUGUUCAGCGUGGCAGAGAGACUCCAUGGUGGGGAUGGGCUGCGCUGCCUCACUGACUUCCUCAUUCCAGCCAAGAGGGCCCUACAGCACCUGCAGCAGGAAGCCUGUGCCAGGUACACGGGCCUCAUCUUCUUCCACGAAGGCUGGCCGCUGUGCAUCCAUGAGAAGGUGGUGGUGCAGCUGGCGUCCCUCCGCGGAGUCAGGCUCAGGCCUGGGGACUUCUACCUGCAAGUCACAUCAGUGGGGAAGCAGUCAGCCAGGUUGGUUUUAAAAUGCCUCUCCCAGCUUGGCCGGGGCUCGGAAGAAGUCACUGUCCCCGAGGCCAUGUACGGCUGUGUCUUCACGGGAGAGUUCCUGGAAUGGCUGAAUGGGGAGCGGAACAGUGUCCCCUUACAAAACUGCUUGCUGACCUCAGGCUCCGCCGUCUUCCGCACCCCAUGGAGCAAUGUCACAGACCCCAUCUUUGUGCCCACAUUCAGAACUGUCCUGCCCCCCUGCAGCUGUCCUGGGCCUGAGCAGCCACCCUCCAGGAGCACCUCCAGAGCUCUGGCCCCAGCACCAGCCAUGGCCAACACCCGUCCCUGGGAGACCACCCCUUCUAGCAACACCCCAACCCCGUCCCACUGCCGUCGGCAUCCUGGCAGUGACCAGUCCAGCCACCAACCUUCCCCAGGAGGAGCUGGGUUGGAAGGCCCUAGGAGCCCAUUUGGGAGCUCCAACAGAGACCUUAUAGGGGUUGGGCCCUCACAGCCGGGCCCAUGCGAAGGACCAAGAAGGAGCCUGGACGCCACGGACAAAAGGGACGGCCCCCAGGUCCUCACUGUCUGUGAGGACAGGGGCAGCCCAAGCUGCAGAAGGCAGUUGCCCAGGGACCCAGCCUGCAUGGAGGCCAGACGCUGGUUCAGAAAGUCCUACAUGGAAGCCCUGCGGAACCCCAUGCCUCUGGGCUCCAGUUCCGAAGAGUCCCUUGGGGACGAGGCCUGCAGCUCCCAGACCACGGGGGCCAGGGCAGCAGCCAGCCCAACCGAGAAGGAAACGCCCAGCUCCUGGGGUGACUCCGUGGAGAUCCCACAUCAGGAAAAACGUCCAGGAGCCACAAGGAGCACCCUUCCCAGGAGGUCUCGGUCCUGGGACAGGUCCCUCAGGAGCUGGCGAGGUGACACACGGCGGGCCUCCCAGCACUCAGUCAGCAGCAGGCUGGGAGGUCUCUUAGGAGGACAAGCCGAGGGGACCAGAAGUGCAGGCUCCAGCUGUCCCCCAUGCACCCCAGCAGAGAGUCCAGCUGGUGUCGACAGAGACAGCAGCACCUUCCGAGGGCAUGAUCCUGGCCGGAUUUCAGACGUGCUUGUUGAGCCGCUGUGCCCUAAGAGAGGAGGACAGCCACCCAGCACGGGAGAUGUGCCCAACCAGAUGCCUAGGCAGGUGCUGGAGGUCAGCCAGGAGCUCCUGCACUCCGGGGUCAUCACCCUCCCAGGGACCCGAGACCACCAGGGGAGAGCAGUGGUGCAGGUGUGCGCGAGGGGCCCGCUCUGGUCCAGCAAACACACCUCCAGCUUCGAGCUGACCCGCCUGUUGCAGUACUUCCACGGCAUCCCCAGGAAAGAGGUGCAGGAGCUGGGGCUGGUCAUCCUGGUGGACGCUCGCGAGGGUCCGGCUGCCCCUGCUCUCUUCCAGGCUCUGACAGCACUGCAGAACGCAUCUCCUUCCAUAAUCCAUAGUAUUGUGAUGUUGGUGAAUAAAGAAUCAGGAUUUAGGCCUGACAAGGACGGGACAAUUCAGUGUGAGGUGGUAGGCUCCCUGAAGGCCUUGCACAAGCUUGUUGACAGCUCGCAGCUGACCGCAGACCUCGAUGGCUCCUUUCCCUACAGCCACAGUGACUGGAUCUCCUUCCGUAGGAAGCUGGAGCCCUUCACCACAAAUUGCAAGGAUGCCAUUGUUUUCCUACAAAAUUCAGUCCACUCCCUGAAUACCCCCAGGACUCUAAGCACAGCACAGGAGGUCACAGACUUAAUCGGCAAGCAUAAAGCAACGAUGAAGUUUGUGCUGGAAGACGCACUUCUGGUCGCCCUCCGGCUGGAGGGGGGCACCAUGCUGGCGCGCCUGAGGAGGGAGCAGCUUGGUACCAGCCAAGACUGCCGGGAUGCCAUCGAGGUCGCCUCCAGGCUGUAUGACCAAGUGGACGAAGAGGUCCAUCGGCUUGUCCUCGCCUCCAACAGGUGUCUGCAGGAGCUGGAGGGACUUCGGGAAGUGAGGACGCUCCAGGAGGGACAAGGCCACGUAGAUGGCUGGGUGCAGCAGUGCGCUGAGCGCCUGGAGCACCUGGGCCCGGAGCCGGUCACCGAGUAUCUGAAGAGCUGUCACCAGGAGACCACAGAGCUGACCGCACAGAGCUUCCCCGGGGCCAGCACAGUGGCGGCCGGCCUGGGCAGCCAGCGGGUGCUGCGUCAGUGGCACACCUUAGGGCUGCAGAGCCCACGGGCCCGACUCUGCUUCCAAGAGGCCCUGUCUGACUCCCUGCCUCUGGACCAGAGACCCCUGAAGCAUGAGCUUGCCCAGGAGGCCGAGAGGAGGCACUGUGAGCCAUCCUGGAUGCCCCCCACUGACCCGGAGGGCCACGCUGGGGAGCGGGCCCACCUGCUGCCUGGCCUCCCUGAACAAGCCUCUCUGUGCAGGCAGGAGGGUGAACAUCUGGCCCCAGGUGUGCUUUCCCCACAUGACAGCCCCACCUGCCCCUCUGAGCCCAACCAGACACCCACCACCCACCCCAGGAAACAUCCCCUGAAGAAAAUUAUGAGGAAAACACGAAGCUUUGAGAUUGCUCAGCUUGACAGUGGCCCCAGGGACGCCCACGGGCCAGGCCACACCGGGGUCUUCAUCAGGGGCCUAGAGGUGACCAGCACCAUGGCCUCCGAGAAGAAGCCCCCACCAAGGCCACACGCUGAGAGCCCCCUGGUCACUCGGAACCGGAGUGUGUCCUCUCCCUCCAGGACCCACCGCUCUGAGGAGGACAGGAGGAGGCAAGCAGGAAGCAGCCGACUGCAGCACAUAAUGGCCGAGAUGCUUUCCACGGAGAGGGAGUAUGUUAGGUCCUUAGGGUAUGUCAUCGACAACUACUUUCCGGAAAUGGAAAGAACGGACCUGCCCCAGGACCUUCGAGGGAAGCGCAGCGUUGUUUUUGGGAACCUGGAGAAGCUCUAUGACUUCCACCGCCAGCAUUUCCUCGCGGAGCUGGAGCGCUGCCAGCACUGCCCCUUGGCGGCGGGCCGUGGGUUCCUGAGACACGAGGAACAGUUCGGCAUGUACGCGUUGUACAGCAAGAACAAGCCCCAGUCGGACGCCCUGCUCUGCAGCCAUGGCAACGCCUUCUUCAAGGACAAGCAGCGGGAGCUGGGCGACAAGAUGGACUUGGCCUCCUACCUGCUGAAGCCCGUGCAGCGCAUGGGCAAGUAUGCACUGCUCCUCCAGGACCUGGUCAGGGAGGCUGGCUGCUGCCCCGCCUGGGAGCAGGAGCUGGGCGAGCUUCGGGCUGCCGAAGAUGUGGUCCGCUUCCAGCUGCGCCACGGAAACGACCUGUUGGCAAUGGACGCCGUCCGAGGCUGUGAUGUGAAUCUGAAGGAGCAGGGGCAGCUGAGGUGCCAGGACGAGUUUAUCGUGUGCUGUGGAAGGAAAAAGUCUCUGAGGCACGUGUUCCUCUUUGAAGACCUCAUCCUGUUUAGCAAGACCAAAAAGGUGGACGGGGGCUAUGACACCUAUACGUACAAACAGUCCUUCAAGACAGCAGAAAUUGGGAUGACAGAGAACGUCGGAGACAGCGGCUUGAGGUUUGAGAUCUGGUUCCGCAGGCGGCGAAAGUCCCAGGACACCUACAUUCUCCAGGCCAGCUCUGCAGAGAUCAAGACGGCCUGGACCCACGUGAUAGGGCAAAUCCUGUGGCGGCAGGCUCUGCGGAACAGAGAAGUCAGAAUGCAAGAAAUGGUGUCAAUGGGGAUAGGCGACAAACCGUUCAUGGACAUCCAGCCCAGCAACGCAGCCAUAAGUGACCGGGCUGUCAAGAAGGGAGCAGAGACGUGGACCCGAGCACCCGUGGUUGUGCCCCCCAGUGACCACGCCACCCCCUUUAAGAGGCCACACUCCACCAUCUCGGACAGCAGUACCUCUUCCUCUGGCAGCCAGUCGUCCGCCCUGGGGCCCCUGAGCCUGCAGGCGUGUGCCAGCCCAGCCCUGCUGAGCUCCGCCUACUGCCCCUGGCCCUACGACAUGCGCACCUGCUUGGAGGAAGAGGAUGAGCUGGAGCAGGAGACGGGGAGCCAGCCGUCCAUGCUGACCGAGGGCACGUCGUCGGGGGACAGCGGCCUCGGGCUCCCAGGGCUGUUCUCUGAGGAGGGCCACCAGAGCGCCUCCCCUGCUGUCCCCAGGAGGGGCUCACAGCCGCAGAUGCAUAGCCAGUACACCACAACGCUGUGACAUAUUCGGAAGAGGCUCAGCCCCUCCAGGGAGAAUCUCCGUCAGAGAGAGGAGAGGACCCUCCAGCCAGACCUGUGCCUGAGGUCUGGGAAUGAAGCACUCAUGCUGGGGGCUCCUGACACACCCCCACUCCUGCCCCUGGCCACACAGUCAGCAUGCCACAGGCCCCGCCUGCCUGGAUAUUGCCUGGCCUUCCUCCAUCCCACCGGCACAGUUCCUCUACCCCAGUUCAGGGGCUCAGGGGGCCAAGUGGUCCAGACCUCCAUGUCCACACUACUCUGAACUCCUCCAAUGCCCUGAAGGGUGCAGUGAGGUUCAGGUGGGAGCUCGCAGAACCCCAGUUCCCAUGGGAGGUCCAGGCAAACUUGGGGUGUCUCAGGGUAGGGUGAGCCCUCUGGGACCAUGUUUCACUGGCCCUCCAGGCAGCGCAGACCCAUGGGCCAUGGUUCCCUACACUGAAGUGUAGCCCAGGUGCAGGGGGUGCCUCUGAGCGUAUUUGGAAUCUUGGUUUUCUUUGUUUUUAACGAGACGUGUGUAGAUAGUGGGGCCACCGGUCACCACCUGUGGGCCUGGGACCCAAGUUGGGGUGAGGGCACAGCAGCUGGGCCUGAGGUCUGGGGUGUGGACUGUGCCCCGAGAGGACCACCCCUCACCAAAUGGGGAAUAAUAUUAAGCAGAGAAAGCCUGGGUAGACGCCAGACCUUGAAUGAGCUUCCUGCUGUGGGGUGUCUUCCCCACGAGACCCCUGUCCUCCGGGUGGCAGCCUGGUGCACAGGCUGGGUCCACACCACAGUGACUUGGCAAUUUUCAGCUGCUGUGUUUCUUUGUUACUUUGUUUCAAUGCUGACUUGUUCCAAACUUCAGGAACGGAAAUAAAUAAGACGUGUUUUUCUAAGACAUGGUCAUGG
Ailuropoda melanoleuca (giant panda) is the source of this 5928-nucleotide messenger RNA. RefSeq names its product pleckstrin homology and RhoGEF domain containing G4B (gene PLEKHG4B). The transcript has 23 exons. Gene Ontology annotation, molecular function: guanyl-nucleotide exchange factor activity. Bases 356 to 5020 code for a protein of 1554 amino acids. The record is from RefSeq and is a predicted model, not a curated record. Lineage: Eukaryota; Metazoa; Chordata; Mammalia; Carnivora; Ursidae.